UACAGAUAACCUAAAAGGAGAAUCGGACCUUUCUCGGGUGUGUUUUCUUCAUUAAGGAUGAAGCGUGGGUAUGAAGCAUCUGCUUCGACCUCUGUUGGUCCACCUCAAUCAAAGCGCAGAUUCGAUACUCAUGAGGAGGAUGAAAGCACAAAGAAACUUGCACGGAAGGUGGCCGACCAUUACAGUGCAAGGACAAAUCAAACUCUAGAGGAUCGAGAAGCAAGUCCUAUCAUUCAUUUGAAGAAAUUAAACAAUUGGAUUAAAAGUGUUCUCAUUCAGCUGUAUGCUCGCCGAGGAGAUUCUGUUCUAGAUCUUGCUUGUGGCAAGGGUGGUGAUUUGAUCAAAUGGGACAAGGCGAAAGCUGGAUAUUAUGUUGGCAUUGAUAUAGCCGAAGGCUCGAUAGAAGACUGUCGCACACGAUAUAAUGGUGAUGCAGAUCACCACCAACGACGCAAGAAGUUUACCUUCCCUGCACGGCUUAUCUGUGGAGAUUGUUUCGAGGUACGCUUGGAUAAAGUUCUGGAAGAUGAUGCACCAUUUGAUUUAUGUAGCUGUCAGUUUGCCAUGCACUACUCGUGGUCUACAGAGGCACGUGCACGGCGAGCAUUGGCCAAUGUAUCAGCAUUACUGCGUCCAGGUGGCAUCUUCAUUGGAACAAUGCCAGAUGCAAAUGUUAUCAUCAAAAAGCUUAGGGAAGUGGAAGGGCUUGCAUUUGGGAACAGUGUAUAUUGGAUUCAUUUUGAUGAUGAAUACGCUCAAAAGAAAUUUAAAUCUUCUAGCCCUUUCGGUAUCAAGUACAAAUUCCAUUUAGAGGAUGCAGUUGAUUGUCCGGAAUGGAUUGUUCCUUUCCAUGUCUUCAAAUCGUUGGCAGAGGAGUAUGAUCUGGAGCUUGUUUUCGUGAAGAACUCCCAUGAAUUUGUGGAUGAGUAUUUGAAGAAACCGGAAUUUGCUGACCUUAUGCGGAGGCUUGGUGCCUUGGGCGAUGGAAACCAGGACCUAAGCACACUAUCAGAGGAUGAGUGGGAAGUUGUUUACUUGUAUUUGGCAUUUGUCUUGAGAAAGCGAGGCCAACCAGAUGGCAACCGGAGGAGCAACAAUAAUAAAGGAAACAGAGGGGAGAUGCAGAUAUCGAGGGAAGACAUCAUGCACAUUUAACAGUGGGGUGCGAGGGAGAAGGUGCCAAGUUUGAUCCCAGAGAUCUUCAUUGCAAAAUAUGGGAAUGAGGAGAGAAGGGCCACAUGAAUAGUUGAUGCAUACCCAUGAUGAAAAAGAA
Molecule: messenger RNA, 1273 nt
Organism: Telopea speciosissima
Lineage: Eukaryota; Viridiplantae; Streptophyta; Magnoliopsida; Proteales; Proteaceae
Product: mRNA cap guanine-N7 methyltransferase 1-like
Exons: 13
Coding region: 58-1155 (365 amino acids)
Biological process (GO): 7-methylguanosine mRNA capping
Cellular component (GO): nucleus
Molecular function (GO): mRNA 5'-cap (guanine-N7-)-methyltransferase activity
Source: RefSeq, a predicted model, not a curated record